Lytechinus pictus (painted urchin) is the source of this 8063-nucleotide messenger RNA. RefSeq names its product neuropeptide CCHamide-1 receptor-like. The record is from RefSeq and is a predicted model, not a curated record. Bases 36 to 1238 code for a protein of 400 amino acids. Gene Ontology annotation, biological process: G protein-coupled receptor signaling pathway. Gene Ontology annotation, cellular component: plasma membrane. Gene Ontology annotation, molecular function: neuropeptide receptor activity. Lineage: Eukaryota; Metazoa; Echinodermata; Echinoidea; Temnopleuroida; Toxopneustidae. The transcript has a single exon.
UAGAUGUACAAGUAAAGCCUACUAGGACCCCAACGAUGUUAACAGAGGCAAACGGGGAAUCCCACUUGGGGCCGCAUCUAGACUCACACAUCGACUCCCUCCUAGAUGUACCAGCCAUGUCGCUACUGGAGUCAGACGCCGUGUCCCCAUUUGAUUACUAUUGGAACGGUACCGAUUUCCCACCGUUCAGGCCCAGAAUGCCCUCUUCGCCUAUAGCAUACACCAUCAUAAUAGUCAUGGAAUUGGUUCUAGGGACUAUGACCAAUGGGACAUUGAUCUACCUGGUGGCAUCGGUGCGAGAGUUGCGGACAUCACCCAACAUCCUCUUGGCGAAUCUUGCUAUCGGUGACUUUCUCUUUGUCCUUAUAACUGGACCACCUACCAUAGCACCCUCGUACAUGACAACCUCAUUCGACUAUUGCCGUUUGAAUCACUUCUUUUAUUUCGCGUCGUUCGGCGUAUCUUCGUUCAGUCUUACUGCGAUUAGCAUUGAACGGUAUUUCGCUAUCGUGAAGCCUUUCCUAGUGCGUCGGUUGCGCAUCAUGCGCGCAACUGUGGUAAUAUGCCUUAUCAUCUGGGGUAUCGCCUGCGCGAUCGCCUCCUAUGUAUUCGUCGCCGCCAUGCCGUCGUUUCAAACCACUUGUACGUUUCGCUAUGAGCACGUGUCCUACCAUAUUUACUACGUCUUACAGCUUGUGUUCAUGUACGUCCUGCCUGUUUGCUCCAUGGCCAUCUUUUACGGUCUCUGUGCCAAGAAACUACUACGAGAAAAGACAAUUCUUCAGCGAAGACGAAGAGGGAGUGCAGAUAGCAAGGCUAGGGUUCGAGUAUCAGUGAACUUGUUUCUUAUCACACUCGUGUUUACAAUCUGUUGGUUGCCUCAGUAUAUCUACAGCGCCUGGCUUAUGUUUGGAUUCGACGUGUUUGUGUUCGGCACAAGGUCUAUGAGCAUUUUCCGCCGCGCCCGUAUAGUCAUGUACUACCUGGCAUCGUGUAUCAACCCCAUCAUCCUCUACUCCAUGAGUUCGUCAUUUCGGCAACACCUCGCAAGGAAGUUCGGUCUCAAUCGUUUGACCAGAAGGCGGCCGACGAAUAGUGAGGCCAGUGGACGCACCAGGAGUUCCGUCAUCAUUCGUACACCAUCCCUACGUUCUAUCCCCCAGAUAGCCCUUCCGUUGGUUGACAACACUAGCAACGUAGAAAACCAUUACGUCCGUACUGCGUCAGAUGCGGUGUGAUCAAGAAGCAACAUUUAAUCCUCGUGACUGUAAAUAGAUGCACAUUCCAUAACUCAUUCAGUUGGGUAUUUUGAACGAUUUAACUAGUGGUAAUCUGAUGAAAAAGGAUCACCUUUAUUACUUUUGAAUGAAAUAGAUGUUUAUCCUCAAUCAAAUUAUCAAAGUAUUUUUUAUUUCAAUCAGUGUUGUUUAAUGCUGUAGAACAAAUAUCUGUAUUAGCACAAAGGUAUUUUACAGGAGCACUCGGGAACGUCUCAUAAGUGCCAUAUAAAGAGAGUAGUCUGCUGGGCAAACCAUUCGCUCGAGUUAAGGGUCUGAAUGUGCAGCCUACUCAUGCCUUGUGUACUGAAGGCUCUCUCGCGAACAGCAAGUUUUGUAUGUGCUAGUCUUUGCGUGGAGGCACACUUGUUGAUCAAAGUUCCAAUGAGGGUCUGUGCCUGCAGACUAUAAAGAGAGGUUGAAUGUUAGUGACACUUAUUUGACUUUGUUCUCCUGCAUGACCUAAAUGCUAAAGGUCAAACGUCACAUAGGAUCAACGCAGAAAAUUGCAUCAAAAUAAAAUCAAAUGUGAAGCAAAUUUUCAAACCAGAUGUAUGAAAAUGAGUGAAAUUAUUACAUUACACAGUCACUAUUAUUUUGUAUUUUAUUUUAUGAAAUGUGAGAUAGACUCCGCCUUAAACACGUGGAUGUGAAUAUUAAAAAAUGUAUAGUAAGAAUGUGACAUCAUCAUCUCUGUCAUUAUUUUAAUAUCACCUGCAUUGUGCAUGCAGCAUUUUUGUGAAAUUUAAAAUGUAAAAAGCCAUAUCGUUCCUGUGUAACGCCCUAUUCUGUUCUUAGUGUUAUGCUUGUUUGAUUUUGUUCUCUUUAUUCAAAACAAUUUGUUCGUUUGCUGUACUUGGCCUUUACUUCCAAGUAAGCUAUCGACACAUCUGUUACCGGAAAAGGAGAGUGGGCUUUCCAGUAAAAAGAAUACUAUUUGGAAUAUGAUAAUGAAAGAUUCUAAUAAAUUUUGGUGUAACAUGAUUGUCACAUCACGAAGCACACUUGGCGUUGGCGCCAGUCUAAUGAAAGCUCAUCUUUGGGGGCAUGACACAGUAUUGCACUAGGUUCUUCGUCCGACAAGUAUAAGGUGUACUCCAAAUGUAAACUGUCAAUUCACCAACCUAUGUUGAUCUAAUAAUUAUGAUCGCUUGCGAUAUUAAUAAUUCUCCAAGAUAUUGAUUACAGGGUUCUAAAAUAUUCAAUUCACUGCUACAUUACGAAUUAUUUUAGAUAUUCUUACAUAAAAAGUGAUACCUUUGUUACGAUAAAGUUCUUCUUCUGUAAUAGCACUGACUAAUAUUGAAAUAUUUCCCCCACUUUUAUUACGCUACUCCUGAUAAUUUGGCUAUGUAUACUCAUGUUAAUAAAAAACUUGUACUACCACUACUGACUACUACUACGACGACUACUACUACUACUACUACUACUUCUUCUUCUUCGAUUACCAUACUACUACUUUCUUUUAUCUUCUUUCCCUUUUCCUCCUCCUGUUUAUUUUUCUAGACGUCUAUUACUGUUCCUACUUCUUCAACUCUCAUUGCUUUCAUUACUUCCACUGCUGCAACAUCUUCUACCACCACCAUCAUGAUCAUGAACAACAGAUCGAUUUUAAUUACUGCCACCUGAGUACGACUAAAGUAAUACCUCUUUUGUACUGCUACGUCUACUGCCACAACUUCCACGAUUGCCAUAUAGCCAUAUGACCUCAACAACUCCUCGUGAUAACCGGUUUACUUUGUUCAAAUGGUUUUAAUUGUCUUUUUCCAAAGCCAAUCACACGUUUGGAAGCCUCCACACCUUAACAACUCUGCGAACCUCACCAAACUCUCGUUCAAACAAUUGCAAUUAUCGAAAUGUGCUUCGUAAUAUAAUUUUAUGUAUUAAUUUUUAAUGCGUCAGUACUUGAACGACGGUCGUUUAAUAAUAAAUUACUUAACAUUUUUCGGACGAGCAAGAGAGGACAUAAUUACUAUACAUAUAUUGUUUCAAAUUACUUUUGUAUCAUUAUACGUCGUCCAUGUCGUCCAAAUGUUUAUAGGUCUAUACCUGUAGUCUCAAUGUGAUAAUUGCAAUUUUGUUUGCUUAUAGCCAUAUAGACUUAUGAAAUGUUACGCCUUUUACACGUAAAUGUAUGUCUAUCUCAAAGUUGUAAAUUGAUUCACUGCGGAUACCGCUUCAUUUUCGUAUUUAAUAUGUAUAUACAUGUAAUAUCAGUGUCAAUAUUUACAUAUAUAUAAAAUGUUACUUUUUUUAAAGAUUCAUGUAUCGAUUUUGUACGACAAUCUUAUAUCCAAGAACUUGAUCAGACUUUUAACUCAGAGCCUACAUAAAGGAAGAAUUACUUAAACACAUCAAAUCCACAUGCCAUUCUUUCAGUCAAGAGGAAGAGUUCCAAAUUAAUUAUUUUCAUGUCAAUAUAGCUGCCCCAUAAACAAUUCUUAUCCAUUUUGCUUAAGAAUUACUUAUAAGUUAGUCAAAUCCUUUUUAACCAGUUGUCUGUGUUCCUCUUUAUGUAUGUCAGGCAAGAUCUUGAGGGUAAUUAUACAUCAAAUAUCAUCCGACAAGCAAUCAUAAUAAUGAAUAAAAAUAUAAUUACAAUAUACUCAUUAGUGAAAGCAACGGCCAAAUCGUUUUUCAGUACUCAAUUUAGACCGCUGCUUGCAGUGUACCAAUUCCCUUCAUUUUAGCGCAAUGUGACACUUUGAGUAAUCAGUGUUCGCUCAAGCAUGAAUAACUCUAAGGGGGUGUUGCAAGAAAAUAUUUGCAAUCAAUCGCAAAUAUUCUGUUGCAAUUUUACAGUUGAUUGAUCACUUUUAACUUUAGCAAAUCAGAUUACACUCCUUGUUUCAUGGAGCAGAUUAGCAAUCCUCGCAAAUUUGCAAUUAAUUCCACGGCAUAUGCUUGAUUUCGGGAACGAAAAUAGACUUGCAAUUGAUCGCAAGUUUCUUGCAACGCCCCAUUAAGUCUGUUGGUGUCGUCUGAUAGAAUAAUGUCUAGACCAUCUAUCAAAACUAAAAGAUACAUUAGAUUUUCAUCUUUUAAAUUAUAGUUGUCACAGAUUCUCCCAUAAGUUUAAAAUUUUGAUAUGCCCUGUUUUAUUGAUGGCUGAGAAGACAUGAGCCAAGGAGUAGUGAUGAUUAUCGGGGAUAGUAAACUGAAUGCUAUCGUGUUACUUAUCAUUUUCUUCUCCUUUUUACGACAUUCUUAUUCAUCUGAUAUUCUUUGAUAUCGAAGAGUUUCUAUGACAUUUUUGAUGCGGUGCAAAUUACAGUGUGUUGGCUAUCAUUUUUAAUUUGGGUAGCCUUCAGUGAGGGUAUUAAAUUGUCACUAACUAGUCAGUAUAUACAAACAUUGUUGUGCGUUUUAUUUUUCUUUCGUACCAUAGUCCGGAGAACCCUUGAGCAACAGGACACUUAAUGCCCUGAACACCGAUGGCCGCAGUCACACGGGUAAAACCGAUUCCAGAUCGAUCACACUCUUACGUUAUUUUGAAUGGCACAACAUCGGUCGGUUUGGAGUCGGUUUCCUUGGUGUGACUGCAGCAUUUAAACUGGCAUAGUUAUAGUUACAACGAAUGGCGUGCGUUUGGAAUUCAGUAAACAGAACAACUUAUAUUGAAUGGUUCUGCUCCCAAGAGACAGAUCACAUACUCUUUCGAAUGGUGAAUUUAAUGGUCAGUCCCAGGGAGGCCUGCUACAUGUAUAACACUCAUCAAUAUAUAACUACGGUACAUAGUGGCUUAAAACUGUAUUAGAAGUAAGAAACAAAUGAUUCUUCCCUUGGUUUAUAAGCGUAUGAUGUAUGUACAUGUAUAUUUGUUUUACCCGUUGAAAAGUGGAAGCAGAUCCCCCUGUAUAAAGUCUAUGGGAAUUACGAAAUUCAGUUAUUAAUGGGUUAAGUUUGCUUCUUGUUGACUAUAAUCUUGAAAACAUUUAACCGAUAGUGCUCGUUAAAUGGGAAUAUAUGUGAUGUCAUAUAGGCUGACCAUAGAGUUGAGAAAAAAAAUGACAAUCCUAAAAAAUUGUUUCAUUCGAAAACACAUCCCAUUAUUAUUUCAGAUUAAAAAAACACACCAAAAUGGGAUGCGUCAUGAAAUUCAUCUCUUCUGAUUCCUCCCCCAUAAAAGCAGAGUUCAUGCGUGUACAGUUUGCUUUAAAGCCUUCAAUUUCUCAUACAACAUACAAAUUCUUCAACAAUUUCGUGACGUAAUCCGAUUUGGGAUUUGAGAGACAUGUCAGUGACGUGUCAUGUCUGCUACACACCCAGGGUGAAGAACUGCCGAUUAGUAGUCUGACGGUCAACAAUCUUAAAACAAGUUCGAUCAAAAAUAACAACUUCUACACUGACGCAUUUCGCGACGCCAUUCGUGUUUUUACCAUCACACCAAAAGUGUCAUUGAUACUUAUAUUUGUGUCCUGUGGGAUGUGAGGAUAUUGGAACUAAUAAGCAUGGGAUGGAGAUUAUGAAUCACAGGGGAUGACUUGGUCUUUACCGAUUUUGAUCUGUGGUCAAAUACAGGAAAUUGCAUCGAGAAAAUCUACUUCAUUGGUUUUGCUUUUGAUGCGUUGAGAUAGUAAAGUAGUGUUACAACGCUAUAUCGCAUAGCUUUAUCAAAUAAAAAAAUUAGUAAAACUAGUAAACUGCAGGGAUGAAUAUGUUGCGGUGACGAUUUUAACAGAACUGCAAAUUCUCUUCAUGCAAACUCUCUAUUCAAACAACUUUACGAAUGGAGUUAUCGUUUCAUCUUUGUAUAGCUGUUAAAACAGACCAGGUAUAUAGACAAAUUAAACAUUUAAACAGAGUCUCUCACAUUAUAAUUAAAGCCUUUAAAGGGGAUUAAAAAUGAUAUUAUGCAUGGUAGCAAACUAUUCUAAGAGAAUGCUGAAAACACAGAUGAAACGUUGGAAAAGUGGACAUUCGAACCAAAAUUUUCCAAGAAGUAAAUUAGUGUUUUAAAUACAUGUAGGUGAUAUUCAAAGUUACAACGCUAUAUCGCAUAGCUUUAUCAAAUAAAAAAAUUAGUUGAGUGAUCUCAUUUCAUUUUCUUUAAAAUAAAUGGAAACAUAUCCAAUAAUGCAUUAGUAACGAUGUAAAAAGGAGCAUAUGAACAAUCCAUAACCAACUUAAUGAUCACUUAAUCUUUAUGCUAUCAUUGUUAGUCUUAUGAAUUUAAUGUCAGUCGCCAUAUAUUAUUUUCUUCGUUUUCGGGAAAUGCCAAUAAAGAAUAUUCGGGAAUGUUCACCGUUAUUUUAUAUCAUUCCUAAAAGAUACGACCAUAGACAUAUUUUUCGUAGUGAAGUAGGAAAUUAAGAGUUUGAUAAAAGUAAGGUAGUGUCUGAUGUUUUGAAAAUAAGAUUUGCACGUGUAAAACACAUUAGUAACAGGCAAAGAUGUAAAUAAUUCAUAGUUUCAGCAAGCCAGAAUAUAUUCCUUUGUAGCUAUACAUGAGAUGUAAAUGUUGAAACUUUGAAGUUUCGUUUUAUUGUAGAAAAGAUAAACAAAUCUGUAAAUAAAAUAGCUAAUAUAUAUGACGAUUAUAUAUGAAUUGUGAAUUGUACAUCUGUGUAUAUAUUAUACUGAGUACUGCAUGACCUCGAUCGGGGUGUACAUAAUUAUCUAUAUAUUGCACAAGUGCUGAUUAUAAUUGAUAUUGGUUACAUAUAUCACCAGGUCCAAUGUACUGCAAUUGGGUUUUUAUACCUAAACCCGGGUAUUAAUAUAGAAUGAUAUAAAAAGAGUAGUUUAUUUUGUAUAUAUAUGUGUAUAUGUAUGUAUAUAGAUGUGUGUGUAUAUGCCGUCUGUUUUUUAUCUGCCCACUGAACAAUUAAUUAUUGCAUUCUGUAUUUAGCCAAUUAUUACAAAACAUUUCUAUUCACAUCAUAGGCAGUAUAAAACUGGAAGCCGAUGAACAUUUACACUCAACAUUUUAUUUUUAUUAUUUGGAAUAAAUUAAACAUGUCAAUAUCUAUACAUUUCGUGAUAAAGAAGCUCUUCAGUCAUGUCAGUAACUUACAAUGAAGUUUAUAAUCAUAUCUUAGCAUGUCUCAUAAAUUCUCAUAUUUUGAAGGAAGAAAUAUUUUAUAUUCACAUAUAUAAAAUGAUAAGAAAAUAGAGUGUGUGUGAGAUCAUCGGCUCUCUUCUGUGCAACCACCAAUGAUGUGAAUAGCACUUUUUUGUGAAAAUAAGCCAAAUAAAAAAAAAAUGCGAAUAACAUUCGUAGAUUGUAUCCCAUUUGAUGCAAUUUUUCAGUUCUUUGCAUGAUUGGGUUUUUUCUACUCAUUCAGGUCAACAUCUUGUUAUGGUAAACUGGACCUGUAACAAUUCAAACUGCUAUCAUUCUGCUUACUGUUUUGCUUGUCAUGACUUGAAUAUAUUGAAUUGCAAUUAUUAAAUGCACUUUCAGAUUUAUUCAAAAGAUCGGAUCGAUUUAUUUAUGAAGUUAUAUCUGUAUAUAAACUCUAAACGCAUUCUUCUCAAAAUUGAAAAGACAUCUGAAUCAAAGGGGGCACUUGAUAGAUAUUUUGAAAAUAAAUAAUCUUUGCAAUAUAAUUCAUUUCAUUUUAACAAGAACCUUGAAAGAAUCUAGUCAUUUCGAAUAGAAAUUACUUUAAGUGCCCAUCUGACCAAGUAUCUUUUGAAAUUUGAGUAGAAUGUUAUAGAUGUGUAGGUGCCAGAUUUAUUCCCUAUUACAUUGCAUCAAUCCGUAUAUCUCCUUUUUAAGGAGAUGUAACAUUGUAACAUGUUUCCAGAAAUGAAAAUCUCGAAAUAUAUGUCUCAUUGAUG